Molecule: messenger RNA, 1668 nt
Organism: Psilocybe cubensis
Lineage: Eukaryota; Fungi; Basidiomycota; Agaricomycetes; Agaricales; Agrocybaceae
Exons: 9
Coding region: 1-1668 (555 amino acids)
Biological process (GO): autophagy of mitochondrion; autophagy of peroxisome; activation of protein kinase activity
Cellular component (GO): phagophore assembly site; Atg1/ULK1 kinase complex
Molecular function (GO): protein kinase activator activity; molecular adaptor activity
Source: RefSeq, a predicted model, not a curated record
AUGUCGUCACACCCCAAAUCGCCAAUUGCCUACAGUCCACCUUCAGUUGGACGAACUACAGCACCCCCAACACCAGUGGUGCCCACCGUAAACGUCCCGAGCCAGCCACAUCUCGUGUCUCUCGUCGUCCAAUCGAAGAAGGCGCUGCAACACGGUGAACAACUUUGCACAAGGGCCCACACGUCGUCAAAUGAGUCAGCGCAAGCCUCAGUUGACGUCUUAGCACUGGACGCCAAAGUGCGUUGGAUUGUUGAGGCAGUGGUGGAACAAUUGCAGCUGGCAGCAAGUGUCGCGAAAACGAUAGAAGAGAAACGGACGGAUAUCUCAAGGCAAGCGAAUGAAUGGGAUAUUGCUAGAACACAACAAACAGAUGCCUUGGACGCCAUCCUAGAGUCUCUAGGGGCACAACUCGUCCCGCCAGAAUUUCACCAGCAUUCCUCAGACUCGUCAUUGUUUGGGAGUCAGCAUUCGGCUGAUUUGGAGAAUGAAAGGCUCGCGUCGAAAGGUAAUAACACUCAGCUCUCCCCUGCUAUGUUGAGCAACAAGAAGCCGAAUGGAUCCUCGGACGACUACAGUCAACUACGAUCCCCUAUAUCGCCUGUGUCACCGUCCGCCACUCUUCGAAGAAAUGGUUCUAUACGUCAAGCUAACGAAACUAAAGACAAAGGGCGUACCAAGCACCGCAAUCCCAGCGGAACCCGGAGAAGUACGAAGGAAGAAAGGAAGCGUUGGAAGACGUUGCGGGACUUUGUGGACGACCAAGCUAUUGAAACCGUUCUUGAGACUAUAGAGAACGAUAGAUCGGCAUUAGAGGAAAUUAUAAGCAAGACGGACGACUAUCCCGAGACCCUCACGCGCACCAUACAUACAAUCCGAUCUUCGUUACCAUUUCCAAACCCUGAUGAACCUGAUGCACUGAAACGAACACAGCAAAUUGUUGUGGAACAGGAACACCUGGUAAAUUCAAUGGCAUCACUUUUAGAAAGUCUGGCAAGUCAUUAUGACGGUAUGGCGAAUGCCUUGAAAGACUCCGAGAAUGGGGAAGAUUUUAGUGACGAAGAUCUACAAGUCAUGAAUCGGGAUACAGAUGAGUUGCCAGCUAUCAUGCGUGAACUUGAAGAUAGUUUGAGGGUUAUUGAAGAAUAUCAUUUGGAGAAAGAUCUAAAGCAUCUUUCUACCGUUCUGGAUGACCUAGAUGAACUCGGAGAAAUUAUGAGUGAAAUGUUACAUACCCAAGAAAUACUUGAAGUUCAGGCUAACGAAGAACUCAUUCGACUGCACGAUCAUCUGACGGCCCUUGAAAGCACCUUCCAUAUUCCUUAUGUUGAAUAUAGAACCGCCUUUACCAAAUUAUUGCUUGAAAUUGAGCGACGGAGGCAAUACAAGGAAGCCGCUGAAAACAUUGUCAGUGGGAUGAUGAAGCAUUUGGAAUCUAUGACAGAAGAAGAAACCCGUGUCAGAGAGCACUUCAACAAGGAAUAUGGCGGUAGUUUACCCCUCGACCUUUGUUUAUAUGUUGCCAAUUCUCCAACAAGAUGGGAAAUUGUCCCAUGGCAGGGCACCACUCCAGAAGCUCUUCCCCACAUAGACAACGAUCUUCUUGCGGAGGCGAGGGCGAAAGUUGCUUCUUCUGACGGACCACUGAAACUGGGACAUGACAGCCAAUGA